Messenger RNA from Prunus armeniaca (apricot), 786 nucleotides. The record is from the annotation of a GenBank genome assembly. Lineage: Eukaryota; Viridiplantae; Streptophyta; Magnoliopsida; Rosales; Rosaceae.
AUGAAGUGUCGGAUCCCUAUGGAAGAAAGACACUUUAUCCAGAUGGCUCAGGCUGCCCUCAAGAUCUCUCUGAGAAAAAGAUUUGAUGGGAUGCUGUUUGGAGAUCUGGCAAAACUGGCAGACAAAGCAUCCAAGUACGAGGAGCUGCUCAGGGAAGAACAUCAGAAGAAGAACUCUUCCAAAGGCACAUAUUACAAGUCCCAUUUUUCUUCAAUACAUAUGAUUGAAGUAGAGUCAGAAGAAGACAUAGAAGGCCUAGAGGAGAGAGAGAUUGCCGUGGCAAAAAUGGCAAAAUUAAAUCACCCCAUCAGUUGUGAGGCUCUUACAAAGCCACCACCAUUCACAGGAGGGUUUGUUCCAAACAAACCGACGCAUAACAAGGAAGGAAUAACAGCAAGAAGGCUGAAGCUGGCAAAGAAGCCUUCAUCUGUCACAACAGAUCCUUUUCCCCUACCACAAGUCAACAUUGUCAACUUAAAUUGGCCAGAACAGGAGAGGGGCAGACCAGCUACAGAGACCAGCUCCAGUAGGAGCAGAAUAGUCUCAAAAGAGACUAUUGAGAGACCAAAGGCAACUAUCUCAGCUGGGGUAGUGCUCUGCAGCAAGUGCAAAUGUGAGGUUGAGCUGGAAGUACUCAAAAGAGGAGGGUUCAGAGAUAGUACUGCACAUUCCUCAAUAACAAGACCAAUGUGCAGAUGCUUCCAGAAACCAAUUCUGCCAGAAAAGGGAAAAAGCCAUAAAUGCUUUCCCAGACAGAACAAGCAAUCUCCCAGCCACAAAAGCUGA